Corapipo altera (White-ruffed manakin) is the source of this 451-nucleotide messenger RNA. RefSeq names its product gonadotropin releasing hormone 1 (gene GNRH1). Gene Ontology annotation, biological process: multicellular organism development. Gene Ontology annotation, molecular function: gonadotropin hormone-releasing hormone activity. The transcript is spliced from 4 exons. Lineage: Eukaryota; Metazoa; Chordata; Aves; Passeriformes; Pipridae. The coding region runs from base 53 to 328 and encodes 91 amino acids. Gene Ontology annotation, cellular component: extracellular region. The record is from RefSeq and is a predicted model, not a curated record.
UUUCCAUCUGAGAAGAGUUGGAGUUCCUCUACAACCCCUCUCAGGCAGCAGGAUGGAGAAGUCCAGGAAGAUCUUUGCCAGUGUCCUGCUGCUGGUGCUGUCCGUGGGGAUUUGCUUGGCUCAGCACUGGUCCUUUGGGCUGCAGCCAGGAGGGAAGAGGAGCACUGAGAACCUGGUGGGGUCGUUCCAAGAGAUGGCAAAGGAAAUGGAGAAAUUAGGGGAGGUGCAGCACUCUGAGUGCCCUGGAUCAUCCCAGCAUUCCAGGCUCAGGGAUCUGGAGGAAGCCAUGGAAAACCUGAUGGAAGGGGAAGGAAGAAGAAAGAUUUAAACCCCAAAUGGAUUAAAAGAGCCCAAAUAAGGUCUCAGAGCUGUGGCAAAAUCGGCUCCUCUUCACGUGGUCUUUGUUUUUUGGGUCAUGAUGGGAAUAAACUGCUCUGAAGUUGCAUUUAAA